AUGUCAAAGGGUUCGUCUGCAAGCAACAAGAUGGCACAAGGGAGGAGAACCAUCGCUUUCGUAGCUCACAAGUCCCUUUCCUUAAACAACUACACAGUCGUACAGCUCUCGUCGGAAGCAAAGAAGUUUGUCCUAUUUGGCUGGGAGGACGGCGAGCUCAGGGCUGACAUUCUUGUUGAUUGCGCUCCUUUAACGCUCGAAAAUGCCGAUGAAGUCCUCUGUUUAUUCUGCCAGAAGAUCUGGCUACAUGGCCUGGGGGCAAGUCAUGGUGCCCUCACAAACGGCGGGUUGCAAGAGUUAGACUGGCCCAAACAAAACGUGGCAAUGCUGGGUGACACUCAGAUCAAUCAAUCUUCUCCCCAAAAAUCCCGUCUUUGCUUUGGUCCUGAGAAACGAUGGAUGUUGGACGUUGACACGGGUAUGCUGGAGCCGCACGGAAUUGUCAAAUUCAAGAUCCACGAUGUAGACAUCAAACAACCACAGGCAUUCGCUGACGACUCAAAAACACAAUUGAAAAACUGGGCAGUCUUUGGCCAGGCUAUCCGCCUGGGGCUGAUUAUCUUCGAGGAGGCGUCAGCCUAUAUGAAGAAUCCUGCAAAUCGCACUGAACAGAUCCAUCUUGUUGAACCUAUUCAGAAGCAAAACUUUCUUGAAAGUUCAGUGCCAUUGGAGGCAGGUCCAGCAAAGGAGGGUUCCAUUUCAGUCGCCCUCGACAACGCAAUGGAUCACAUUCACGCGGCAGCCUCGACAGCAGAUAAAACACAGCUGUCCUCAUUGCAAACUCCAUCUCCGUCUUCGCUUCCCUCACCAUGUUCGGCACCGAUGGCUGUCCAAUCGUCCCCACCAAACGACUUACCCCUGAAUACAAAGGUUGUUAGCGACAAGGCCGAGGCGACGGCCAAGGCCAAGAGAAGGAGACAGCAACAGAAGAAGAGAGAGAGAGAGAGACCUGCCACACAAACUCAGAAUCCACUACUGUGGACCAGCUACAAUCUCAAUUAUGUGGCUCCAAGUUCACCACUUCUGCAUAAGCAGGGUCCUGGAGAAUUGGGCGACAUGGCCUCUAAUCCCCAUGAAGUCACGGCACCAUCAGAGGCGGAUGUUCCAGACAGUCACUCGGGUGCAGGUACAAACUGCAACGCAGGUGUCGGUAGAGGAAGUCUUCCAGCCCCUCAACAGAGCAGACCUGCAGCAAAUGUUGUCAACAUGGCCAAUGUUGUUGAAACUAGACCCGUUGGCAAUCAAUCAGGUCCACUUCCGGAAUCUUCUUCUUCGCUUUCUCUGCCGUUCAAGUUCGAUAAUUAUUACCCACGCCUCAAAUGCCCGAAGGAGGACUGCGGCAGAAUGACCAAUUGUUGGGAUUCGGUUGUGGUGAGCUGUCCUGCCUGCGGCCCUUUCAGCUUCACCCGCUAUUGUCGCAAGGAACAUCAGUACGAAGAUAUCUUGCGUCACUGGCUGUAUGAUUGCGGCAAUCAUCGGGUCAAUGGACUUGUCGACGAAAGCACCAUCCGCCCCAGCCAGCUUCCAAGAACCUCGUACAUCACUGGCCACUUCUCUAACCACAUUGAGCGCCACAGACAAGCAGUGUAUCGUGCAAUGGAGCCUGUGGAUUACUUCAUUUUUGACGAUGACCAUCAUCUUAGCAGCGACACACCGACAAGAGAAGAAUGGAAUCUUGUACGUGGUACUGGAAGAGUGUUGAAGACAAUUUCAUUCCUGAACGAUGGGACAUUGCUCUGCCCACACGCAUUCUUCAACCACCAUGUGAUACAAUGUCUCAAGUUCGGUGGUCCACUCGCACGGAACAACUGCAAUAUGGCUUUCCAUAUGAUCAGAGAUUUCUUGGUUAUCGAGGGUACUUGGAGCGAGUCUCUUCUGGCGACUUUGUGCAUGCAAGUCGCAUUUGAGUGGGGUUACAAAGUACCAGAUCACUUUUACAACGUCGAUCGAGUCAACGCCGCCUACCGCCAGUAUGGUGUACGUCCCAUGCCUCUUGCUUUGGAACAUGUUUGA
Molecule: messenger RNA, 2013 nt
Organism: Exophiala aquamarina CBS 119918
Lineage: Eukaryota; Fungi; Ascomycota; Eurotiomycetes; Chaetothyriales; Herpotrichiellaceae
Exons: 8
Coding region: 1-2013 (670 amino acids)
Source: RefSeq, a predicted model, not a curated record